Molecule: messenger RNA, 1534 nt
Organism: Trichogramma pretiosum
Lineage: Eukaryota; Metazoa; Arthropoda; Insecta; Hymenoptera; Trichogrammatidae
Gene: Brms1
Product: breast cancer metastasis-suppressor 1-like protein
Exons: 3
Coding region: 204-902 (232 amino acids)
Biological process (GO): negative regulation of transcription by RNA polymerase II
Cellular component (GO): Sin3-type complex
Molecular function (GO): histone deacetylase binding
Source: RefSeq, a predicted model, not a curated record
AGUUGGCUGCACUUCCCACGUCGGUAACGCAAAUUUCUGACAACGCUGAAUAUAAACAACUUUAUAACGUGACGUGAUUGUUGAUAAUCAUCGAGUGUUAAAGUUUGGAUAACUUGAAUCCGCGUGAAGAUCUCAAUUUUUACCUUCUGUUUCCAACAUUUAUAUUUUAUCUUCUCCGAGAACGACUUUAUAAACUUUUAAAAAUGCCUAAAAGCGUGAAGGAUGAGUCUGAACUCGAAGGAGAUUCAAUGUCACAUGUUAGUAAUGACAGUCCUGGUAAUACAUCUUCUUCAGAAAGUAGCGAUGAACACAGUGAUGGGGAUUAUGCUUCGGAUAUGGAUGAAGAACUUUGUGAAAAAAUCAAAGAAGAAUGCUUAGAAAAUAUGGCCAAUUUGGAAAAGCAAUUCUAUGCUCUUCGGGAAAAACUUUAUGAAGAAAAAAUUCAACAAAUUGAUCAAAAUCUAAAAGAAGUAAAAGAAGAAAAAGAUGAACAAUACCUCAAAGAAAUAGCUGCUUUAAAAAAAGAUAUGGAUGAAAAAGAAGGAGUAGCCGCAAGAUUGAAAGCAUUCAAAUUAGAAAGUAUCGAGCAUGAGUUCCAAUCAGAAGAAUUAGCGGCUGGGCAAAAUUAUCGUAGUCAACAAGAACUAUUAUAUGAUGAAAUGACUAGUGAUAUUUUAGAAAAAAUUCGUAGACUUGAAGAAGACCGUAACAGUAGCGAUAUUCAUACUGAUUUAUGGUUACAUUCUAAUGGUAAAAAGAAAAAGAAAAAUACUCAAAAGAAGAAGGCUUUGUCUAUAUCUGGGCCUUAUAUCGUUUAUAUGCUUCAAGAAUCAGAAAUUCUUGAAGAUUGGGCCCUAAUUAAAAAGAGUUUAACAACUUAUAAACCAGAAAUCCAAAUAUAAAUAAUCCUAUAGUAGAAAUUUUGAAAAGAUUUUGCUAUUUUAAUGUUAAAUUUACUUUUGCAAGUUUAAAGUGGAUUCAUGUCAGUUUUUCAUUUUUUUAUAAUUUAUUCUCAACAAAUUUUUUCAAGUAAUCAAAAUUCGAUUAUCGAAAUAAGAGCACCAAAACCAGUCUAUGAGUAAAUAUUUUGAUCACAUUUUUCGACAUAUAUCCUACACUUAUUUUGUGGCAUUCUAGUUGUUAGUGUUUUUAAGUUCCCACAAAUUUUCGUAGGCAAUUUUUCAUCAAAUGUGUUUAAAAUUUUAUUUUUAUUCUGGUUUAAGUAUGCGUAUGAUAAACGCAAAAACUUUAAUGAUUUGAUUAUAAAUCUGAUUUUGUAAGUUACGUUUGGAAGAACUUGCUAACUAUAUUAGAUUCAAUAGCAUUCAUUCACAAGAGUAUUUUACUGGAUUUUUUCUUUCGAUCUUGAAAUAUUAUUGUUUGGUAUUUUAUCAUAUAAUGCUAAUAACAACCUUUGAAUUUCUAAUUUGAAUAGAGAAUUAAAGAAAAAAAUUAAAGAGACUGGGUGUAACUGAUUUUACAAAUAAUUUUACACCAUUUAAAAAGUUAAGCGAUUAUUUUAUAAAAUUUAAUA